This is a messenger RNA of Thlaspi arvense, 645 nucleotides long. The record is from the annotation of a GenBank genome assembly. Lineage: Eukaryota; Viridiplantae; Streptophyta; Magnoliopsida; Brassicales; Brassicaceae.
AUGGAACACUUGUUUCACCGCCAUCCGCUAACCCUAGAGGUGAACACCAAAGAAGGGUUCUUCAGUUGUUCUAAGUGUGAACGAGAAUCAUGUGGUUUCAUGUAUCAGUGCGAUCAAAAAGAAUGUGAGUUUAAGAUGGACGCGAAGUGUGCUUCCCUUGCUGAUCCAUUACACCACGGAGCGCACCAACACCCUCUCGCUCUAUACCACACAGGUGCAAGUUGUGACGAAUGCCGCUUCUACUUGGGGAUCAAAACCUUAAUUUUACCAAUAUUGGUAAAUUCCAAGCACGACACUCAUCCACUUACCAUAUGUUUCUCAAGAACAAUCGAACGGUAUAACACGCCAUGGUGUGAGAUCUGCGAAGCAAAAAUAAACCAGGAGUACCCGGGUUACCAGAAUCUCUACGGUUGCGCCGAGUGCAACACCACUCUGCAUGUUGAGUGCGCAAUGGGGAAGUACCCAUUUCUGAAACCUGGCCGUACGAUCAAAGUGAAUGGUUUUGAGAUUGAGAUUGCAUCCAACGGUCUUUCUCGGCAGGUUUGCCAUGCAUGUCACUGUCUCUGCCAAGACAAACUGGUUUUCAAGGAUACAAGAGACGCUGUCUCUUUCUGUUCCAUCAACUGUAUUAAACGAAUCGCUUAA